This is a messenger RNA of Adelges cooleyi (spruce gall adelgid), 2944 nucleotides long. It is a transcript of the gene jef, whose product is annotated as major facilitator superfamily domain-containing protein 6. Lineage: Eukaryota; Metazoa; Arthropoda; Insecta; Hemiptera; Adelgidae. Bases 32 to 2314 code for a protein of 760 amino acids. The transcript has 12 exons. The record is from RefSeq and is a predicted model, not a curated record. Gene Ontology annotation, cellular component: membrane.
GUCGACGAGACGGUCCGUUGUUGUAUUUGGCAUGGCGUCACCGUACGAGGUGCCCCGUGAGACCAGAGGUCCCGCGCUGGCCGCGGCCGGCGUGAGGCCGCGCGUGGACCCCGAAGCCCUUGGCGAAGUGGACCCUACACAUUAUCCGGAUGCCAAGGAGUCGACGAACAAAAUCCGCGGAAAGUCCGACCUGAUCGAGCUGAUAUUCGGCGAGGUCGACCAGGAACUGCUCACGGUCAAGACGUUCUACUUCUUCUUCUACUCCGCUUUCGGCUCGCUGUUCCCUCUGAUGGGCGUCUACUUCAAGCAGAUGGGCAUGAACCCCAGCCAGUGCGGGCUGCUGAUCGGCUCCAGGCCGUUUGUCGAGUUCCUGGCGGCGCCAUUUUGGGGAGGCCUGGCUGAUAGAUGGCGCAAAGGGAAACUGUUACUGUUGGCUUCUUUAUCGUGUUGGAUCAUUUUUACACUGCCAUUGAACUUUACGGAUCCACCGCCCACGAAGUGCUUAGUGAAAAUCAAUCAAACGACUUACAUGCUAGAAACGCCAAACAGGGAGCAGAGACUUUACAAACGAGACGUGUCCAGCGUGGAAUUCGGUAACGCCGUCGUCGACAUAUUUUACAACGAUACAGAAGUGGCAGAUCUGACGAUGCCCGUGAUUCACCGGACCAGACGAGGUGCCAGGCCCAGGAACACGGCAGGUCGGUCUCCGGUGGGCGUGCAAUUUGCUCAGAACUACAACCAAAAGGAGCAUUACAACUUGGUCUAUCCAACGCACAGUCACAACGUGUACAAGAUCGAGGACAUUGAGAAAUCGGUCUUCCUGAUUCUGCUUCUAGUCAUGAUUGGCGAGUUCUUUAGUGCUCCCGCCAUCACAUUAGCCGACUCGGCGGUCAUCACACUAUUAGGCGCGGACGCUGACAAAUAUGGCCAUCAGAGAAUGUUUGGUUCGCUGGGUUGGGGAUUGUCUAUGUUCUUCGUGGGAAUAGCGCUGGAUCAUUCGACAGCUUUCCCGAAUCAUCCGUGCGGCGGGCCUCAAGACAGAGAAAAAAAUUACACAAUUUGCUUUGCCACAUUCUCAGUACUUAUGGGCGCCGCCUUGAUCACGGCCACCCAAAUGAAUUUCCGUCACGAAGACGCCGAAGAAGAAGAACAGACUGUAAUGAUGACUGAAAAAACGAAUGCACAACCGACUAAAGACGAUUACCUACAACAAGAGUUGGCACAACAGCUCAACUUACCGUCGUUGGCACCGAACGCUGCUGGAUUACCUCCUAGACCGCAAACAUGUCCUGAAAUCGAAGAACCUAGCUUAAAGAGGAUGAAUCAAAUCAAAACAAAGAUUUUUGCACAGACUACAAAGAAAAUUCCUGAAUGGAUAACUGUUCUGAAGUAUUUUGCCAAUCUAAAGUGCGGAUCGUUUUUGUUUGUAUCUUGGUUCAUGGGUUUUGGUAUUGGAUUAAUAUUUACAUUUUUGUUCUGGCAUUUGCAAGAUUAUGGUGGAUCGCCGACGCUUUUUGGUGUGGCAUCAGUUAUCAAUCACAUUUCUGAAAUUUUUGCUUAUUUCUUUAGCUUUAAGCUAAUCCGUCAAAUGGGACACGUCAAGGUGCUGUGUUUGGGAUUGGCUGGCAACAUACUCCGGUUUUUGUAUAUCUCUUGGCUCAAAAACCCUUGGUGGGUGCUACCGUUCGAGUUCAUGCAAGGUAUAACGCAUGCGGCAGUUUGGGCUGCUUGCUGUUCCUAUAUUGCACACAACACACCUCAACAGUUACGGAGCUCGGCGCAGGGGGUUCUACAAGGUAUCCAUCACGGUUUAGGCAGAGGAUGUGGUGCUGUUAUCGGUGGAAUGUUCGUCUCGCAGUUCGGUACCACAACGACUUUCAGAGGUUACGGAUUCGUAUGCGCGAUAGUUUUGGCGGCGUUUAUCUUUAUCAAUUUCUACAGGAAAGACACUGGAUUCGUAUCGGAAUUACCUGUUGCCGAAGAUCCACAUCAGGUGGCUGAAGAAACAGCACAUUUAGCACCUCAUGGCGUUCCUAGCAAUCCUAUACCUAGGGGUCUGUCCAGCAACAAACUACAAGAUCUGGCAACAGAGAACCACGGAUAUGGCGCUACCCAUUCGUACGCUGGUGGAAAUUUGAACAUACCACAAGGCCCGUCGAAUCCGUUCCGACAAAACAACGCUUACCAACAAUCCGGUGGUAACUCCGGCAAAGCCUACACGAGCGAGUGUAUCCAAAAACAAUAUACGAAGCAUUCAAAGGCACCCGAGCUUAUAAGUCCCGGACCGAUGAAUAGAAACACGCCUCUGCAUUAAUGGUAAUGCGAAUGGACAGUUUUGAACACAAGUGACGACUUUUUUCCAAUUUGUUUUUAUGUGACUCAGUGUUGAUAUUGUGUUGAAUAAAAAUGAAACAUUUUUGUCUUAUUAACGUUAUGGAAACGACAACCGACGCGACGCACUGUUGCGACGGUGUCGAUUUUUUUCCAAUUAUUGUAGUAAAUCAUAUUUAUUCAACCGAUAAUAAUAAAUUAUACUACUUGGUACACAGUUAAUGCAAACAAUAUUAAUUGUUAUCUAAUAAUUAAUGAUAUACUUUAAUUUAUAAAAAAAUUUAUGUAUAGCAAUAAUAACAAUACAAAUGCGUUAUUCAGCCAGGAGAUUGUUUCUACCUAUAUAUUAUGACCGUUACAGCUUAUGCCGGUUUUCUAAUUUCCCCCCCUCUUGAAUAGAACACAUUUUAUUAAUGCAUGUAUAGCAUGUAUUCACUUGACUCGAUUUAGAAUAUUAUAAUAUUAAAUACAAAUAAUAUUUAAUUUAUUAUUGGUGUCUAACGGUCAAAAAGAUGUCAUCGCGGUAGGUUAUUGCUUUUGUGAUACGUUUUGAUUUUCAUUUGAGUUGCGUUUAUAUAAAAAAAAAAAAAAAAAUUUAAUGGGACAUUGUUUA